Phyllotreta striolata is the source of this 2022-nucleotide messenger RNA. NCBI's taxonomy places the organism in Eukaryota, Metazoa, Arthropoda, Insecta, Coleoptera, Chrysomelidae. The record is from the annotation of a GenBank genome assembly.
AUGGCAGACAGAAAGGCGGAAUUGGAGAGGAAGAAGGCCAAGCUGCAGGCCCUUCGCGAGGAGAAAGACCGACGUCGCCGCGAGAAGGAAAUCAAGGAUAUCGAAGAUGCAUCCCACCGGACCGUCCUGAGCGGGGGCGAUAGGAAAGAACUGGACGAUCUGAUGCGAGAAGUCGGCGUUGCCCCCAUAUCCGAUGUAUUCUCCAGCAUUUCCAGCGCUAAUUCCCUCACGCCCGAGCCCAGCAGGAACCAUACCCCGGAGACUUCGUUGCAGCCUAAUAGUCUACCCAAUAAUGUAACAGCUUUGAAGAGAAAAAUUCCACAAUUAACUGUAGUUUCCGUUCAAUCGACAAACAUUCCUCCGAAAGAAGUUGUUGUUUAUACGAAGCAAACUCAAACUACGACCUCUGGACAUCACGAUGUUAGAGAUGCCCAUGCGACCGAUUACUACGACGAGUACAAUCUUAACCCUGGUUUAGAAUGGGAGGAUGAAUUUACAGAAGGCGAAGACGAGGAGAGCAGUUUACCACCGCAUCUGGGAGGAUUCGGCGGCAGCAAAUUGCCCCCGGGCAUACUUCCCCACGGGCUGCCCCAGGUCAAGGAAGUCCAACCGGCCGUCACCGCCUUGGAGCAGGAGCAACAGAAGAAAGAGGACCUUAAAGAAGUUCGAGAGCUUAGCGAAGAAGAGAAGCAGAUGAUUAUUCUAUCGGAAGACUUCCAGCAUUUCAUCGAUAGAGCGGGUAGGAUCAUGGAGAGGGCUUUGUGCGAAAACGUAGAUAUUUAUAUGGAUUAUACCGGAAAUUUCGGAGAGGAAGGAUUGGACGAAAAGUCUCAUCAGCGCAUUUCGUUCCAACGGAAUUUCUUCGACGAUCGAUGGUCGCGCAAUCGAACGGUCACCUCGUUGGACUGGUCGCCGCAGUUUCCCGAACUGAUGCUCGCCGCUUACAACAACAACGAAGAAUCUCCCAACGAUCCCGACGGCGUCGUGCUCAUUUGGAACACGAAAUUCAAGAAAACCACGCCGGAGUACGUUUUUCACUGUCAAAGCGCCGUGCUGUCGGCCACCUUCGCUCGAUUCCAUCCCAAUUUAAUCCUGGGUGGGACCUAUUCGGGACAGAUCGUCCUAUGGGACAACAGAGUGCAAAAACGGACCCCCAUACAGAGGACCCCAUUGUCGGCUUCCGCGCACACGCACCCGGUCUACUGCAUGAGCGUGGUGGGCACGCAGAACGCGCACAAUCUGAUCAGCAUCUCGACCGACGGUCGCCUGUGCUCGUGGUCGUUGGACAUGCUCGGCCAGCCGCAGGAGAUCCUCGAGUUGCACCGGAUGCAAUCGAAACCGGUGGCCGUCACCUGCUUGGAUUUCCCGCAUUCGGACGUGAACAACUUCGUCGUGGGCAGCGAGGAGGGUUCGGCGUAUUCGGCGUGCCGGCACGGCGCCAAAGUGGGCGUGACGGACACGUACGACGGGCACCAGGGUCCCGUGACCGGCAUCAGCGCCAACGGCGUGCAGGGCGGCAUCGAUUUCUCGCACAUGUUCCUCACGUCGUCGAUCGAUUGGACUAUUAAAUUGUGGAGUUUGAAGGACUCGAAGCCGAUUUAUUCGUUCGAAGAUAACGGCGAUUACGUUUUGGAUGUGAAAUGGUCGCCGACUCAUCCGGCUCUGUUCGCCGCUGUGGACGGCAGCGGUCGAUUGGAUUUGUGGAAUUUGAACCAGGAUACGGAAGUGCCGGCGGCGAGCGUCUACGUCGAAGGAAAUCCGGCUUUGAAUAAAGUUUCGUGGACGCCCAACGGGCUGCAGGUCACCGUCGGUGAUAACCAAGGCAGGAUCUGGGUGUACGACGUUGCAGAGAAUUUCGCGCAUCCGAGACACGACGAAUGGAACAAAUUUCUCUACACUACGCAGGAGCUGCGAAAUAAUCAGGUGGUCGAUGAAUUGGAGAAAUUGAAUAUAUCGAUACCGUCUAUGCCGAACUCGUCUUUUAGCAGUAUGGGACCGUUGUCUUUGACGCCUAUGCGAUAG